Messenger RNA from Saprolegnia parasitica CBS 223.65, 2466 nucleotides. RefSeq lists its product as hypothetical. NCBI's taxonomy places the organism in Eukaryota, Oomycota, Saprolegniomycetes, Saprolegniales, Saprolegniaceae. The record is from RefSeq and is a predicted model, not a curated record. The transcript is spliced from 17 exons. Gene Ontology annotation, biological process: positive regulation of TOR signaling. Bases 1 to 2466 code for a protein of 821 amino acids. Gene Ontology annotation, molecular function: protein binding.
AUGACGGCGACCCGACCGAGCAGCGUGCGGGCGUCCAUGGAGUUUGCAGGUCCGCUAAACGCGGUCUCUGUCUCGUCCAGCCAAAAGCUCAUUGCCGUCGGCGGCCGCGACGUGCUCAAAAUCAUCGCCCUCGAGAGCGGCGGCUUUGUUGAGAAGCGCAACCUGCGCUCGGCCAAGUCCAGCCUCAACUUUAGCACCAACGAUAUUCGGUGGCAUCCUCAAUCCGACUACCUCCUCGCAACGGCGUCGACGAACGGCUACAUUGUGAUCUGGGACAUCCAGCGCGACACGGCCAAGCUCCAGAAGCGCGACUUCAAGGCCCACGACCGCGCUGUCAACCGCAUUUGCUGGCAUCCGACGGACCCGAACCUGCUCCUCAGCGCGUCGCAAGACGGCUUGAUCAAGCUCUGGGACCAGCGCUACAAGGGCAAGCAGAUCAACGUGUUUCAGCAGCAAAAGUCCGAGAGCGUUCGCGACGUCAAGUUCAGUCCCUUUGGCGACACCAAGUUUGCGGCCGCGUUCGAGAAUGGCACGGUCGAAGUCUGGGAACUCGGCAACAACAAGAAGCCCGAGAUCACGUUCACGGCCCACCAGGGCCACAUUCUGUCGCUGGACUGGCACCCGACGCAGCCGUCAGUGAUUGCAACUGGGUCGCGCGACCGCAGUGUCAAGAUUUGGGACCUGAACGACGUCAACAAACCCAAGCAAACGAUCGCGCUGAUUGCCAACGCAGGUCGCAUCCAAUGGCGCCCCAACUGCCCCGAUCACAUUGCAACGAGUUCGUCGAUCACCGACAGCAGCAUCAACGUGUGGGACACGGCGCGGCCGUUCGUGCCCCUCGCGUGCAUGAAGGGCCACGCCGACAUCGUCUCGGACUUUCAGUGGUUUGACACGCCGUUGCAUGUCGCGCCGCUGGGCGAAGCGACCGACAAUGUCGGCUGUGGGUACUGGCAACACAUGCUCGCGUGCUCCAAGGACAAGACGCUCAAACUGCACGCGCUUUCCAACGCGAUCAAGCCGCACCAGAGCAUGCACACGGUCGCGCUGGCCAUGAACAUAUCGGGGCACGUCGUCUCGUCCCAUGACCCCAUUGACCGGUCGUGCGCGGCACUCAAGAUCCACCAGUACGACCAGAACGAGCUCUUCGCCGCGAUGGACCCGAGCCUCGCCAUGCAAACGCCAAGCGCGUGGCGCCAGCAGCAGCAGAUUGCAGCGUCGACGUCGGCAGGCAAGCCGCCGCUGAACACGUCACGCCUCGCGUUCAAGUCGACGCGCAAGCCGUCGACGUCGCGGUCGGUGCCCAACCUCGCAGCGCUCUUGACCGAGAGUCCGCCACCGGUCGAGGUACCGGCGCCACAAGGUAAAGUUUUUGCAUUUUUCUACAUCGGGUGUAUGGACUGCGGGUGUAUAGCGAUGGUCGCGGUCGUGAGCUUGCAAAGUGCCGUGAGCGUCGAGGACCUCCGAGCGCACUUGACCGAGGGCGCGGGCAUCCCGUCGGCACCGUCGUUGUACCCGCAGCUCUUUGGUUUCAACGAGCAAGUGUUUCAGUUCCUCGCCCAAGAGUACACGCUGUACGGGCCGAUGCUCUUUCAAGACAUGUGCGCCUACAACGCCUACGUGGCCGGUGCUGCGGGGUGUGGGCACAUGAAGAAGACGUGGCUUAUCUUGCAACUGCUCUACGAGAAGCGCACCAAGAGCCCGGCGCGCGCCCCUGCGUCCAACUUGCCGCCGUCGACACCGCUGCCGGGCGAAGAGCCACUGCAGCUCGCCAAGAACGAAGCGUCGUCGCUCUUGCAGCAGCUUGACCAGAUCAACCCGCAAGCCAUGCACGGUGUGGAUCUCUACCCGUACGAAGACGGUGCGCAAAAGGAGAGUACGGUGGAUGCAACGCCGACGAUCGGAAAUACCGUCGACGUCUCGCGGCUCCAGGAUACGCUGCUGAAAGAGGUGCUCGCGUACUACACCGAGGCCGGCGACGUCCAAGCGUGCACGAGUAUCGCGGCCGUCAUGAGCAAGGUCACCAACAUUGAUGCCAUCAUGAAGAAGGGCUGGCUCCAGCAAGUGUACAUGCACUACAUUGACUUGCUCCACCAGCUGCAGCUCUACACGGUCGCCAAUCACUUGGUGAAAAAUUGCCCCGACACGGGCAUUCGGCAAAUGAACAUGAAAGCCACGACGAUCUACACGUCGUGCUCGGGCUGCGGCAAGCCCAUCGACCCCGUCCUCGCCGCCAAGAAUUCGUCCGUCAAACCAGGGCCACAGGGCUUGUGUCAGCACUGCGAAAACCUCGCCACGUGCUCGAUCUGUCAACUGCCAGCGUCCGGGCUUUUUGUCUGGUGCCCUGUCUGCGCCCAUGGCGGCCAUCUCGCCCACAUGGAAGAGUGGUUUGCCACGCAGCAGGUGUGUCCCACGGGCUGCUCGCACGUGUGCGCGCCCUAUAUGAAGCUCGUGCCGCGUCCGGCGUAA